AUGGAAUCGCCAACUUCUGAGGCAUCUUUUGAUUCGCAAGUAAUCAGAGAGCUAAGAUCCUCGAAAACCCCAUCGAAAUUUUAUCAGCUUCAUGAUGUAAUAAAAAACUCCGAUAACGCCUCUGAGAACCUCUACGUUGUUGAGGAGGUAACAGUUCUAUUCUUAUCAAAUAACGCACCACGAGCCAAUAUUCUUACUCAAACCAAGUCAAAUCGCAAGCUUCGUCUCCAAGGUCGAAUCGUUGUUGAUAAUGAUCAAGAGGACCAUUUAAUAGUUUAUCAGGAUGGCUCUACUCUUAAUGGAGAAUGGAUCAUCCAUGAAGGCGAUUUCUCUAGCUUUAGCAUUGCAUUUCCCAAUACACUUUGGGUUCCAACACAUCUUGGUCAUCUUGAGAUUAGGACAUCACGUGAAUAUCACGAGAUCUUCACCGAGAUGAUGCAUGCCAUUGGAAUCUUUUAUGUAGCUCUAUUUCACUACGAAGAAUAUGGAUCAGAAGAUGGAUACAGUAUUGAUUAUAAUCACAUGACAGCUAUUCUUAAUUUUUACACUGUUCGUGUCGACGGUCGAGGAUUAUUCUUCAAGAAUGCCAUAGAUAUUGCCAUCAAGUAUUCAACAUUUAUGCUCAACGAGUAUUCGAAGGAGAAAGCAAAAGGCUCUCUUUUGGGAAAUCACAUGUUCUUCAACUGGCUUCGAGAUGGAUGCAAACUUCACCACGGUAUACCUGUGGCUAGAACGGAAUGUAUUGAUAUGUCACCAGAUCAGUUUCGGAAUUAUUUCAAGAAGGCUCGUAUGCGUCUAAAAAGAGAGUAUAACACUCCUGAACCAUCAAUUUCUCAACCAAUACAUGAAAUCGAUGACUCUCCUUUCACGCCUCAAAUUACUCCCGCUACUCCAAGUAUUCUUUCGCUGAAUAAACCAUUUCAUGGUAGAUACGAAUCUCCUCAAUUCCCAAAUGGUAUCCAAAUUGACUCAUCAAUUCCUGAAAAGAUUGCAGCACUAAUAUGUCACGCCGUUGCCUCUGGACGCCAACAGCUCUCAAAGCUUACUAUCAGUAAAAUUGCCAGCGCUCUUCAUCGUGACUACUCUGUCUGCUACCGAAAUGUCUGUUUAGAGCUUGUUAUCAUAUAUCGCUCUUCUAUUCUCAGCUUUCUACCAAAUAGUCCUCCGUGGUGUACCUCUGAGCUAUAUCAAGAACUUUCCUCUUCAAAAUAUUCGUCCGCGAUUUCUUCAUCGCACCAUUUCUAUAAAAAGAUGCAGGAAUCUAUUAGGGAUUAUGUCAGUGGUACUAAAAUUUUAAUUCAUAGAGAGAAUAAAUUUCCAAAUUCCUCUCAAAUUUCCGCAACAGUUGAUACAAUAAAAACUUUACCUAACACAAGUAACUCUGUAUCUAUGAGUUUCGAAAAAUCAAUAUUUACAUCUAACAUCAAAACUCAACAACCUUUACCAAAAUUUGAAGUACCUGUUUUACCGCCUCUUCCUAACAGGGAUCCAAGUAUUAUUUCUCUUGGUACUAGUGCACCUGAUGAACAUCCUAAAAAGAAAUUUGGAAUACUGCGUGCUUCUUAUGGCUCUCUCGGAAUGUAUGAUUAG
Blumeria graminis f. sp. triticale is the source of this 1590-nucleotide messenger RNA. The record is from the annotation of a GenBank genome assembly. Lineage: Eukaryota; Fungi; Ascomycota; Leotiomycetes; Helotiales; Erysiphaceae.